Messenger RNA from Nematolebias whitei (Rio pearlfish), 2151 nucleotides. RefSeq names its product tubulin tyrosine ligase-like family, member 3 (gene ttll3). Gene Ontology annotation, molecular function: protein-glycine ligase activity, initiating. Gene Ontology annotation, cellular component: cilium. The coding region runs from base 1 to 2151 and encodes 716 amino acids. Lineage: Eukaryota; Metazoa; Chordata; Actinopteri; Cyprinodontiformes; Rivulidae. The record is from RefSeq and is a predicted model, not a curated record. The transcript is spliced from 14 exons. Gene Ontology annotation, biological process: protein polyglycylation; cilium movement; cilium assembly.
AUGCGCCGAAUAAGUGUUCAUGUGAACAUGGAGGCUGCAGGGUCAGCUCAUCCUGUCCACCUGAGCCAGGAUGGACGCCAGCCAAGCCGAGCACCACAUCUUGACACAAAACACACCCAGGUCAAAGAUUUCCUACCUGUUCUUAACCCAGGACUGAAUAUAGCCAAAGCCUUGGCAAAUAAAGCUGUGAAGAUGCAUAAGGUGUUCUCCAUCCAGGGCCCUUACCCUGUCAUUAGGGCAGCUCUGCGGGCUCGAGGCUGGGUGGAGCAGCACCAUCGCUGCUUCAGACAGCAGCAUCAGCACAGUGAGAGCAGGUUCAGCUCCAAUGAUGCUGCUUACAGCGACGAUGAGAGCUCUGACCAUGCUGAAAUGGAGCAGGAUCCUGACAGACUGCACAGUCUCAUGUCUUGUCUUGUGCGAAAUGAAAUGGUUUAUUUCUACUGGACAAACCACAGAGAUGCCGUCAGCAAAAGCACCUUGCAGAAAGAACAGAUGAUUAAUCACUUUGCGAAGGUCACCAGCUUCACCACCAAGGCGGGGUUGUGUGUGAACUUGAGGAACCUGCACUGGUUUGAUUCUGCUGACCCGGAUACCUUCUUCCCUCGCUGUUACAGACUUGCAGUCAAGGAUGAGAGGCAUGCUUUCAUUGAGGACUACAGGCGGACAGCUUGCACCAGUCUCCUGAAGUACAUUGUGGAGAGGGACCGAGAUAUUGGGUCCAAGGGAACAAUUCGCAACGUUCAAGAUGUUCAAGGUCAGAAGAAAAAGAACAAGCAGGGAUUGAAACAGCUGACUCUAUCCCAACUGAUUAACACUGCACUCAGCAUAUGCCAGAAGUACCUGGACAGUCUGGAGCACAGAGACAUAGACACAAGCCGGGAAGCAUCACAAACACUGACGCAGGAACAGUGGGCAGAGUUUAUUCAGAGUUACUACCUUGUUGUGCAUGGUGGAGCUCAGAUCAAGAGCAGCAGUAACUCAGUUAGCUGCUGCCAGGCCAUGCUGGAGAAACUGGAGCAAGUCAGCCCACAGUUAAGCAUAGAUGGCGUCCAAAACAUUUGGAUCAUCAAACCUGGAGCAAUGUCCAGAGGCAGAGGUAUAAAAUGUGCCAAACGUCUCGAUCAGAUCCUGAAGUUGGUGGAUGUCGAUUUAGUGCUUAUCAUGGAUAACAAGUGGGUGGUGCAGAAGUACAUUGAGCAGCCUUUGCUGGUGCACGGCACUAAGUUUGAUGUGCGCCAGUGGUUUCUGGUCACUGACUGGAACCCCCUGACUGUGUGGUUUUAUAAAAAGUGUUACAUGCGCUUUUCCACGCAGCCUUUCUCGCUGGACACAUUGGACAGAUCUGUGCACUUGUGCAAUAACUCCAUCCAGAAACACAUGAGGCCUUCUCAGCAGCGCCAUCCAGGCAUUCCAGCAGACAACAUGUGGCAGGACAACCAGUUCCAGGCCUUUCUGGCCAGCCAGGGCCAGGAGGCUCUGUGGAAGACCGUUGUUGUCCCAGGAAUGAAGAAAGCUGUCAUCCACGCUUUACAGACAGCACAGGAUCUGGUGGAGUCUCGCAAAAACACAUUUGAGCUCUAUGGUGCUGAUUUUUUGUUAGGUCAGGACCUGCAUCCAUGGUUGAUAGAGAUCAACGCCAGCCCCGCCAUGGCACCCUCCACCUCUGUGACGGCUCGUCUCUGUGCUGCUGUGCAGGAGGACACACUACGGGUCGUCCUGGACCGGAGGGUGGACCGCACCGCAAACACAGGAGACUUUCAGCUUAUAUAUAAGCAGGCAGCAGUAGAAGUCCCACAGUACAUAGGAAUCGACCUUCUCCUCAAGGGCUACACCAUUAAAAGACCCUGCUCUCUUCCUCCACUGACGCCGUCUCACCAUUCAGCAGCAAAACGCAGAGGCCUCCAGAAAGAUAAAGAUCCUGCACUGGAUAAAAUUAUGCCCAAGAUGCUGUUUAAGAGAGGGAAGGUGAAGAACAACAGCCGCAAGGCACUGCCAUCUCCUCUUCCUUCUGAACCACAUGUGCUCAGACCAGCUGAAAUCACACUUCACCUGCCAAUGAGGGCAAAAAAGCCUGCUCCUUUCCCAGAGAGUCACACAAUUUUAUCAAAGAGACGAGCAGAGGUACGAAACGUGUGUUCAGACAACCUUUAA